Orycteropus afer afer is the source of this 1982-nucleotide messenger RNA. The record is from RefSeq and is a predicted model, not a curated record. Lineage: Eukaryota; Metazoa; Chordata; Mammalia; Tubulidentata; Orycteropodidae.
CGGUCCUAGAUUUGGAGCCGGCGCCCUCGCUGGCUGGGAGGGAAAACAACGCUGCAACUGUAAAGAUGGCCGCCACGGUUACUCUCUCGUCCUCCACUACGGCUCCGGCUAUGGCGACGGCCACAGCAGCGGCUCUCGGGGAGGUGGAAGAUGAGGGACUCCUGGCAUCCCUGUUCCGCGACCGCUUCCCCGAGGCCCAGUGGCGGGAGCGGCCCGAUGUGGGCCGUUACCUACGAGAGUUGAGCGGCUCGGGGUUGGAGAGCUUGCGGCGCGAGCCCGAGCGCCUGGCGGAGGAGCGGGCGCAGCUGCUGCAGCAGACGCGCGACUUGGCCUUCGCCAACUACAAGACCUUCAUCCGCGGAGCCGAGUGCACUGAGCGCAUCCAUCGCCUCUUCGGCGACGUGGAGGCGUCGCUCGGCCGUCUGCUUGACCGCUUGCCCGGCUUCCAGCAGAACUGCAGGGACUUUGUGAAGGAGGCCGAGCAGAUCAGCUCCAACCGCCGAAUGAACACCCUGACUCUGAACCGGCACACGGAGAUCCUGGAAAUCCUGGAGAUUCCGCAGCUCAUGGACACCUGCGUCCGCAACAGCUAUUACGAAGAGGCCCUGGAGCUUGCAGCCUACGUCCGCCGACUGGAAAGAAAAUACUCCUCCAUCCCUGUCAUCCAGGGCAUCGUGAAUGAAGUGCGCCAGUCCAUGCAGCUGAUGCUGAGCCAGCUGAUCCAGCAACUGAGAACCAACAUCCAGCUCCCCGCCUGCCUCCGCGUCAUUGGUUACCUGCGGCGCAUGGACGUCUUUACAGAGGCCGAGCUGAGGGUCAAGUUUCUUCAGGCAAGAGAUGCUUGGCUCCGUUCCAUCCUGACUGCCAUCCCCAAUGACGAUCCCUAUUUCCACAUCACCAAAACCAUCGAGGCCUGCCGAGUUCACCUCUUCGAUAUCAUCACCCAGUACCGUGCCAUCUUCUCGGACGAGGACCCCCUGCUGCCCCCUGCUGUGGGGGAGCACACCGUGAACGAGAGUGCCAUCUUCCAUGGGUGGGUGCUACAGAAAGUGUCACAGUUCCUGCAGGUGCUGGAGACCGACCUUCACCGAGGAGUAGGUGGCCGCCUGGACUCCCUGCUGGGCCAGUGCAUGUACUUCGGGCUGUCCUUCAGUCGAGUGGGGGCUGAUUUCCGGGGCCAGCUGGCUCCUGUUUUCCAGCGGGUAGCUAUCAACACCUUCCAAAGAGCCAUUCAGGAAGCAGUGGAGAAAUUCCAGGAUGAAAUGAACUCGUACACCCUCCUCUUGAUUCCAGCUAUCCUGGGCAGCAGUAACAUUCCUGCUGCUGUGCCAGUGACUCAGCCGGGGACGCUGCAGCCACCCAUGGUGCUGUUAGACUUCCCACCCCUUGCCUGCUUCCUCAACAAUAUCCUGGUUGCCUUCAAUGACCUGCGCCUCUGCUGCCCUAUAGCCCUGGUGCAGGAUGUGACCAGGGCCCUGGAGGAUGCCCUUACCAAGGUAACCCGAGUCAUCCUGGCCUUCCAUCGGGCUGAGGAGGCUGCCUUCACCAGUGGGGAGCAAGAGCUCUUCGUCCAGUUCUGCACCGUCUUCCUGGAAGACCUUGUUCCUUACUUAAAUCGCUGUCUUCAGUUGCUUUUCCCACCAGCUCAGAUAGCACAGACUUUAGGCAUUCCACCCACGCAGCUCUCCAAGUAUGGCAACCUCGGGCAUGUGAACAUCAGUAUCAUCCAGAAGCCUCUCGCCUUUAUCCUGCCGAAGACAGAGAUAGUCUUCUCUCUCGAGGAGAAGGAAGUAGUGCCUGAAGUCCCACCUGUAGCCCCAGAACUUCCGGUGGAAGAGCCAAGCCCGAAACCUAUCACUCCAGCUUCUCCUGAGGGUGGGCGGGAGAAGACAGAGCUGCUGCAGACGGAGCCGCAGCCCCUGCCCGAGGAGCUAUUGCAGAGGGAGGCACCGCAGGCAGAUCUACCUACUAUCGGGGUGUAA